This is a messenger RNA of Bombina bombina (fire-bellied toad), 7791 nucleotides long. RefSeq names its product SECIS binding protein 2 (gene SECISBP2). The record is from RefSeq and is a predicted model, not a curated record. Bases 127 to 1926 code for a protein of 599 amino acids. Gene Ontology annotation, cellular component: ribonucleoprotein complex. The transcript is spliced from 13 exons. Gene Ontology annotation, molecular function: selenocysteine insertion sequence binding; mRNA 3'-UTR binding; ribonucleoprotein complex binding. Gene Ontology annotation, biological process: selenocysteine incorporation. Lineage: Eukaryota; Metazoa; Chordata; Amphibia; Anura; Bombinatoridae.
UACGCGCUUGCGGUGUUGCUGGCUAUUGGCUGAAUUUACAUUCCGUGAAGAUGAUGUCAAAGGUUCAGAGGUCACGGGGUGCCUAUCAAGUUGGGGAAUAGUAAAAGAACAAUAAUAGCAAGUCCCAUGAUGCAGUCUGUGGAUUUGGUAAAUGCUUCUUCAGAUAGUGUCGUCACACAAAUGUCCUGGGCUAGCAAACUAAAGCAGUCUCAGAAAAAUGCCCCUUCUUUAAACUCAUCUUUGUCACCAUGCAGUCCUUUAUCAAGCAACAGAAAGGAGCAGACUACACAGGUCCAUAAAAAGGUGCAGUUAACGCGUAAUUUAGCCACUGAGGCAGAGAUGGAAGAAGUAGUUGUAAAGAAGCGGAAAAGAAAAAAGAAGAAAAAUAAUCCCAGUCCGAAGAUUAAUCCUCAAGAUGCUGAAGCACCUCAAAAUGAGAAUUUAAUUGUCCAAGAGCCACCAAAAUUUCAGGAUGAUGAAGAGUUUCCUGAUCUUGCAUCAUCUUUUGGUGGCGCAGACAGAAACCUCCGCUUUGGGCCCCUGAAGAGUCAUAGCUAUAGUCAACCAAGGCAUGGACUAGAGACUGUCAAAACAAAGGGUGGUGGCAGGAAGAGUAAGGAGCUGGUUCAGCUGAAUUUGGGCGGCAUGCUUGCAGCACUGGAACAGAAACAGCACUCGGAGAAGGCAAAGCAGUCUGCCAAGCCUCUUGUAUUUUCUGUUGGAGGAGGUGUCCCUGUUAUUUCCCGGGAGCCAGCUGCUAUAACUAAGCGGCAGCAGAGCAAACCAAGCCUGACACCACACAACCCUCUUGAUUCUAGCGCUCCUCUAGUGAAAAAAGGAAAGCAGCGAGAAGUGCCCAAACCCAAAAAACCAACAUCACUCAAAAAGAUUAUUUUGAAAGAACGAGAAGAAAGGAAACUAAGACAGUCUUCAGUGACACAGGAUGAAGUCUCUACAAGUAAAGAUAUUUUCUCAGAAGAGGUUGAGUGUUCCACAGAAAACCAGGUCCCAUCUGAAGAAUCCCUACUUGUUCUUCAUAAUAUUGAACUCAAAACACAAGUCAAAGACACAGACAGAGAAGAUUGUGACUUACUGGCAGGAAAAAAUGAGGAAGUGUCUAGAUGUGUGACAGACACACCUGAAACUACUGCUGAUGACCUUACAGAGGAUCACCCAGAUGCAACCGAGGUCCACAGUCCCAGUCCUCUCCAUACUUCCAAUCUCCCGAAAAUUCAUAGCAGACGAUUUCGAGAGUAUUGUAGCCAGGUGCUAAGUAAAGAAGUAGAUAGCUGUGCUACAGAUCUGCUUAAGGAGUUAGUUCGUUUUCAGGAUCGGUUAUACAUGAAAGAUCCCAUAAAAGCGAAAACAAAGCGCCGGUUGGUGAUGGGGCUAAGAGAGGUGCUAAAACAUUUGAAACUGAGGAGGCUGAAAUGCAUUAUCAUUUCCCCAAACUGUGAAAAAAUUCAGUCCAAAGGUGGUCUGGAUGACACUCUGCAAACCAUUAUUGGCUGUGCCUGUGAGCAGAAUGUUCCCUUUGUGUUUGCCCUAAAUCGCAAAGCUCUGGGCCGAUGUGUGAACAAAGCUGUACCUGUUAGUAUUGUUGGCAUUUUCAGCUAUGAUGGAGCCCAGGACCACUUUCACAAAUUGUAUGAACUUACAAUGCAAGCCAGACAAUCCUACAAAGACAUGAUUUCCGCACUGCAAGAACAACAAACUGAAAAUGAAUCCAGCGAAACCAAAGUCGAGCUGUCAUUAGAAAACAGUCAGCCGCGAGUUGCUGAAGUUAGUGCAGUGUCAGCUGCUGAGGAAACCGAUGAACCUAACUACAUCAAAAUUUGGAAAAGAAUGCUAGAAGAGGAAUAUAAACCUUACGCCUUAAGUCUUGAAGAUAAUAUUGCAAAUGAUAUGGUGAAUUUGCACUUGUGAUAGUAACUGCAAUACAUUUUCUUUCCCAAUUAACCCCACUUUGUUGCCAGAGAGGACUGCAGCACAUUGCAAAAUUGUGGGGUUAUUAGCACCGAAAGAAAGAUUAUAUUGCUAAAUUCCUGUAUUAUUAGAGGUUUACAAAUGAGCGUAAACCCAUGCACAAAUCUUUACCAGUUCUACCUGAGCACCAAGAGGAAAUAUUUCUUGUAUGUAAUAGAUUAGAAAAGGAGAUGUCAAAAGUGCAGCUCCAAUUCCGUAUCCAAAAGAGGGCAUUUAAUUAUCCCCCAUAGUGCUGCUCCAAUAAAGAGAAUUAUUCAUAGCAAACCACUAUAUUUGUUACAUCGCACACUGGCAUGUAGCUUUCAUUUUACUAUGUAUGAUAAAUACUAUUGUUUGUUGCUAAUAGUCUAUUAAUACCAAUAUCAAUAUUCUGUUCAUGGUUUUGGAAAAUGACUUUUCCCACUAUAGCUUCUUGCUUUUAUUUCCACAUUGUGUCUCUGCAGUUUCUCUGAAGAUCUAAUGUUUGAUCUUCAUAGCAUCUCAUCUACAUCAGACAUGAUUACACAAUGAAAGUAUUGCCUUCUUUAGACAAAUAGACAUUAGUAUAUCACUCUCAAGUCUUAUUUUGGCAAAUUCUAUAUAGUUUUUAUUCCACAAGUGUUCUUAAAGGGGUAUGAAAGCCAAAUUUUUUUAUUUCAUGUUUCAGAUAGAUCAUGAAAUUUUAAGCAACUUUCUAAUUUACUCCUAUUAUGAUUUUUUUCUUCGUUCUCUUAGUAUCUUUAUUUGAAAAAGCUGGAAUGUAAGCUUUACAAGCCACCAAUCCGCAAGCGCUACCCAGGUGCUGAACCAUUCUAUCUGAAUAAUGAGAGAAAUAAAUUUGGCUUUCAUAUCCCUUUAAAUGGACAGUAAAGUCCAUUUAAGUUUUAAAAAUCUUUCCUAUUUACUUAUUUGAUCAAAUGUGCUUUGUUUUCUCUAAUCUUUGUUGAAAAGUAAACCUAUGUAAGCUCAUAUGAGCUCAGGAGUGUACUUGUGUCUUUAGCCCUAUUUGGCACCAGUGUUUGCAACAAUGUAUAGCAUUGCUACUAACAUUGAUGUGAACACUGGUGCUAAGGAGGGCUGAGUCUUUUAAACCAUGUGAAUGGUCCGAGCUCCUAUGAGCCCACCUCAGUUCAUUCUUCAACAAAGGAUACCAAGGGAACUAAGCAAAUUUGAUAAUAGAAGUAAAUUGGGAAGUUGUAUUUUUUUAUAUUGCAUUAUAUUGCAUCUAUGUAAACCAUGAAAGUUGAAAGGGGCAGUGUACUGUAAAGGGCCAUUAGAAUAUGUACUUUUAUGUCUAAUGAACAUGCUCUACUGUGUGUUUAACCCCCACAAAGGGGUCAAACACACAGUAUAAGUGCCGCUUGGGACCCUAAAUGCACUGCAGGUCCUGAGCGGAACCUACCACUGAUCUAAUCAGCAUACCAUUUUUCAACUAUUAUGGCCCUUUAAUGUGUUCCCAAUGGGCAUAUCCUUGAGAACAAUAGGUGAUUGUUUUAAUGAGCAAAGCAGCUAUUUCAAAUACAAAAAUAAACAUGAAAAAAACAAUUUCCCAUGCAUUAAUCACAUUAAGGGGAAACAGACUUUACAGUACAGGGUCCCUCUAAUUUCUUUUCGAAGAUAUGGAGAGUCCACGGCGUCAUUCCAAUUACUAGUGGAAAUUUCACUACUGGCCAGCAGGAGGAGGCAAAGAGCACCACAACAAAGCUGUUAAAUGUCACUCCCCUACCUAUAAUCCCCAGUCAUUCUCUUUGCCUCUGUCAAUGGAGGAGGUGAAGUUUGGUGUUUGAAGAAUUGAAUUCAUUUUUUGGGUACAUUUCCCUGCAAGCAAGGAUUUGGGUUUAGCUGAGUCCACGUCAAUCUCUUCAGUAGAGUAGUGGUGGCUUUUAAGCAGUUAGGAAGUUGUGAGGUGGUCCUUACUUUGUUUCCUAACAUAUUGCUGCCCUAGUUAUAGAAAGCCAGAGUUGGUUACUCUGUUAUUUCUUUUUUCUACAGGUCUCUGUAAGGAGUAUGUGUCCUUUCACGCCGUGUGAGCUGUCUUCCUGGCGGACAGCUAGACUGCAGGUAAGUGCCUUUUGUCUUCUAGGUGUCAAUGGAGACUUGCACUGAGAAGUUUUUGCUGCAGUGUUUAUUGGGACAUAUUAAUCCUUUAGAAAGGAUUUUAUAAUUGACAGUGUGCAGGCACUAUGUGUGAGACAAGUUUUGGGAUAUUUCCCCUGAGGCUGUCUAUAUAAAUUUUAAUUAGUCUGAGGAAUUAAAAAUAAGGCUUUAAACUUUGAUACCGUUAUUUACUCAGCAGUUUGGUUAAAGCACGCUUUUGUUUCUCUGUGUAUUUAAAAAAAAAUUCCGGUCACGUGACCCCUUUCACCCGGCUUAGUUCCUGAACGGAGCAGCGCCAUUUUAAGCUGCUUCUAAAUGUCGGAUCGUUUAUCGAUCAUUUGUGCAGCUCUUUCUUGGUGGUGAGAGGUCUAUGUUGAAUUGUGAGAGGUCUAUGUUGAAUUAUAGAAUUCAGAUCUUUCCCUCCCAGGGGCAGUUUCCACCUCUCAAGGCUAUCUGCAGAUCAGGUAAAAAGAGUGGCAUUCUUGAACUGUGUUCAUGACCUUUCCUCCCUGGAAGUGAUUUUUCCAAUUCCAGUAAGGAAGCAGGGUCUUGGAUUUUAUUCAAAUCUGUUUGUGGUUCCCAAAAAAGAGGAAACUUUACGAAUCAUUUUAGACCUGAAGUGUCUCAACAAAUAUCUCAGGGUACCGUCCUUCAAAAUGGAAACCAUUCAUUCCAUUCUUCCUUUGGUCUAAGAGGGUCAGUUCAUGACUACCAUAGACCUGAAGGACACGUAUCUUCAUGUUCCCAUCCACAUGGAUCAUCACAAAUUCCUGAGAUUCGCUUUUUUAGACAAGAACUUUCAGUUUGUGGCUCUAACGUUUGGCAUUGUCACAGCUCCAGAAUUUUCUCAAAGGUUCUGGGGCUCUUUUGACAGUGAUCAGGUCUCGGGGUAUUGCAGUGACGCCCUACCUGGACCAUAUUUUCAACAAGCAAACUCUCAUACAGAGGUCUUGUUGUCUUUUCUAUGUUCCCAUGGAUGGAAAGUAAAUCUGGAAAAGAGUUCCCUUGUUCCUUUUUUAGGGACCAUAAUAGAUUCUCUAUCUAUGAAAAAUUUUCUGACGGGGGUCAAAAUAUCCAAAAUUCUCUCCUCUUGCCUCUCUCUACAGUGUACUGUUCGGCCAUCAGUGGCUCAAUGUAUGGAGGUAAUUGGCCUGAUGGUCGCUUCCAUGGACGACAUUCCCUUUGCUCAAUUCCAUUUGAGAGCUCUGCAGUUAUGCAUGCUCAGACAAUAGAACAGAGACCAUUCGGAUCUAUCUCAGAGGAUAGAUUUAGACCAGUCGACAAGAGACUCCCUCCCGUGGUGGCUUUCUCGGGUCCAUGUCUCAGGGCACAUGUUUCCGAAGACCUUCCUGGGUGAUUGUGACCACGGACGCCAGCCGGAGCAGUCUGGGUCUCGUUAAAGGCGCAGAGACUAUGCACUUGGGAGGAAUUUGCUCUCCCCAUAAACAUCUUGGAGUUGAGAGUGACUUACAAUGCUUUGAUGGCUUGGCCUCAAUUGUCCUUACCCCGGUUUAUCAGGGUCCAGUCGGACAACAUCACCUCAGUGGCUUACAUCAACCACCAGGGAGGAACUCGGAGUUCCUUAGCCAUGAAGAAGGUGGCUCGGAUUAUUCAGUGGGUGGAAGCUCACAAUUGUUGUCUUUCUGCCAUCCACAUUCCAGGAGUGGACAUCUGGGAAGCGGCUUUCCUGAGCAGACAGACAUUUUAUCCCGGGCAGUGGGCUCUCCAUCCAGAGGUGUUCUCCAGGUUAACCCCUCAAGUGGGGGCUACCGGAGUUGAAUCUGAUGGCGUCUCGGCAGAAUGCCAAGCUUCUAAGGUACGGUUCAAGGUCAAGAGAUCCGCAGGCUGCUUUGAUAGAUGCUCUGGCGGUUCCUUGGGAGUCAUUUCUCGUAUAAAACAGGAGAGAGCAUUGGUUAUUCUAAUAGCUCUUGCAUGGCCUCACAGGAUCUGGUAUGUAGACCUAGUGAAGAUGUCAUCUCUACCACCUUGGAGGUUACCUCUGAGGAAGGACCUUCUAACUCGGGGUCCAUUCCUCCAUCCAAAUCUCGUUUCUCUGAAGCUGACUGCUUGGAGAUUGAACGCUUAAUUCUGGCUAAGCGUGGGUUUUCUGAGUCGGUCAUUGAGACCAUGCUGCAGGCUCACAAGCCUGUAACUCGUAAAAUUUACCAUAAGGUAUGGCGUAAAUACCUUUAUUGGUGUGAAUCAAAUGGCUACUCUUGGAGUAGGGUCAGGAUUCCUAGAAUUUUGUCUUUUCUCAAGGAAGGUCUGGAGAAAGAGUUGUCAGUCAGUUCUCUGAAAGGUCAGAUUUCUGCAUUAUCUAUUCUUUUACAUAAGCGUUUGGCGGAUGUGCCACAUGUGCAAUCAUUUUGUCAGGCCCUGGUCAGAAUCAGGCCUGUGUUUAAACCUGUUGCUCCUCCUUGGAGCCUUAAUCUUGUUCUUAAAGUUUUGCAACAGGCUCAGUUUGAGCCAAUGCAUUCCAUAGAUAUUAAGUUGUUAUCUUGAAAGGUUUUGUUUCUUCUUGCUAUCUCUUCUGCUCUGAGAGUUUUGGAACUCUCGGCUUUGCAGUGUGAUUCACCUUACCUUAUCUUUCAUGCGGAUAAGGCGGUUCUUCAGACUAAAUUGGUGUUUCUCCCUAAAGUUGUUUCCGCUAGAAAUAUUAAUCAGGAAAUUGUUGUUCCUUCUCUCUGUCCUAAUCCUCCUUCUCAUAAGGACUGUCUGUUGCAUAACUUGGAUGUUGUGCAUGCUCUUAAAUUCUACCUAUAGGCGACUAUCGAUUUUCGCCAGUCUUGUUUGUUUGUUUCUCAGGAAAGCGUAAUGGUCAGAAGGCUACUGCUGCUUCUCUUUCACUCUGGUUCAGAAGUAUAAUUCGUUUGGCUUAUGAGACUGCUGGUCAGCAGCCUCCUGAGAGAAUUAAAGCUCAUUCCACGAGGGCUGUCUCCUCCUUGGGCUUUCAAAAAUGAAGCUUCUGUGGAACAGAUUUGCAAGGCUGCAACUUGGUCCUCUCUGCAUACUUUUUCCAAAUUUGAUACUUUUGCCUCGGCUGAGGUUUCUUUUCGGAGAAAGGUUCUUCAAGCGGUGGUGCCUUCUGUUUAGGACUGCCUGUCUUGUUCUCCCUCCCUAUUCAUUCCGUGUCCUCUAGCUUGGGUAUUGGUUCCCACUAGUUAUUGGAAUGACGUUCUGGACUCUCCAUAUCUUAGGAAAGAAAACAAAAUAUAGCCUUACCUGAUAAAUGUCUUUCUUUCCGGAUAUGGAGAGCUAACGACCCCUCCCUAAAUUUUGACAGUUUUUUACUAAACCUCAGGCACCUCUACACCUUUGUUUUAUUCCUUUUUCCAUUUCCCUUUGGUCGAUUAACUGGGGAUUAUGGGUAGGGGAGUAACACUUAACAGCUUUGCUGUGGUGCUCUUUGCCUCCUGCUGCUGACCAGGAGUGAUAUUGCCACUAGUAAUUGGAAUGAUGUUGUGGACUCUCCAUAUCCAGAAAGAAAGACAUUUAUCAGGUAAGCAUACAUUUUGUUUUUUACUGUACUCUCUCUCUCUCGCUAAUGUGAAAAAACAAGGAAGAAUGUUUAUUUUUCACAUGCAGAUAUGUUAAGAGAAAUAUGAUUUCUUACAAUAAUUCAACUGUGAUAAGUACAUUUUUUUUCUCCCUAAAAAUAGAAGUGCCAAUGUAAAAUUUCCAUAAGGCAGCUAUUACACAAAUAAUAAAUCAGGCCAUAGUUUAAAGGGA